Exaiptasia diaphana is the source of this 518-nucleotide messenger RNA. Its product is annotated as U8-theraphotoxin-Hhn1c 3. The transcript is spliced from 3 exons. Gene Ontology annotation, cellular component: extracellular region. The record is from RefSeq and is a predicted model, not a curated record. NCBI's taxonomy places the organism in Eukaryota, Metazoa, Cnidaria, Anthozoa, Actiniaria, Aiptasiidae. Gene Ontology annotation, molecular function: enzyme activator activity. The coding region runs from base 123 to 455 and encodes 110 amino acids. Gene Ontology annotation, biological process: digestion; lipid catabolic process.
CAAGAUUGCUGCACUUGGAUGGAUGAACAUCUAACRGGCACCGGAGACCAAAAGUCAAGUUGUAGCCAUUCGACUCGAGCAAGGAAGGAAGGAAGAGGCUGGCUGACUUUUUAGAAUACACAAUGAAGAAAGCACUCGUCUUUUUUAUUCUGUAUUCUCUAGUGGUUGCAAUUUAUAGUAAAUUGACAGAAAAAUGUUGGAGUCACUCCGAUUGUGAUKUACGGGAAUGCUGUGCUGGCAGGUCAUGGAAAAAAGCUGGGGCAUGYGCACAUCAACCUCAGAUAGGUCACAAGUGCCAUCCAUGGUUGCACCCGUCGACGAAAACACACUGCCCUUGUACUCGCGGAACAACGUGCACUGAAUACUACGAUAAGAAUUUUGGUCGAAUGAAGUUUAAAUGCAUGAAAUUUGUGCCUCACGAAAUCGAGAUCGAGGUGAACUCACCUCAAGAUUAAUGUUCACUAGUAAUGUAAUUGCAAUAUUAGCUAAUAAAUUCUCUGUAGGAUUUGUCUUUGAAA